Caenorhabditis remanei is the source of this 1029-nucleotide messenger RNA. RefSeq lists its product as uncharacterized. The transcript has 10 exons. The coding region runs from base 1 to 1029 and encodes 342 amino acids. The record is from RefSeq and is a predicted model, not a curated record. Lineage: Eukaryota; Metazoa; Nematoda; Chromadorea; Rhabditida; Rhabditidae. Gene Ontology annotation, cellular component: trans-Golgi network. Gene Ontology annotation, biological process: Golgi to plasma membrane protein transport.
AUGAAUGGAAAACAACAAGUGACGAAGAAACCGUCGACAGAAGAAGAUCUAAGUUUUACGGUAGUUCCCGAUGUUGGAUUGAAACAUGCACAAAUGGAAUUUGUUCUCGGAAUGCCGAUUAAUCAAUGCAUCGCAAUGAUGCAGCAACAUCCGAGAAUGUUGACGAACGUCGAGUUGAAAUACAGCAAGAAGGAUCCAUGCUAUCGUGACAUCAUUAUCUAUAUCGGAUCGACUGGAAUCAAAUUGUAUUUCGAUGGACAUACUCAGCUAAUCAAAUUGAUUGAAGUUGAUAAUCUGUCAAAAAUCAAUUUGACUUAUAAUGACACAGUAUUCUCGGAUCCAUCUAAUAUGGCAACUUUGGAUCGAGUCAACGAGUUCUUCGGAUCGACUCAUCCGGGAUCUUACGAUGAUAAACACAAUAUCUAUGUUCAGAGUUGGCCGGGGUUAUCGUUCUGCUUCCCGACCGCCGCCGGGGAGAAUUCCAAUUUGGAAGUUAGACCGGGUUUCGGUGGAAAUCUUCGGUCGUUGAAGUAUGAUGCCAAUUCUCAGCCGAAACUUACUAAAAUGUCUAUUUAUCGUGGCCAGAAUCCGUCGGAGCCAGAACCAGUCGACACUCCAUUCUCGUGUUAUUGCGGGCAAAAUAGAACUCGGAAAAUUGAGGCGAUUUAUGAAAAUGAGACUAUAGUCGGACUUGAUAUUGAAUUUGAUACUCAAAACGGUCGAAUGGUCGAUGGAGAGUAUGAAGUAUCUAUGUACAAAAGGCAGAUCUAUUUCGGAGAUUCUGUCGCGGAUGUUCAAGCGAUUCUCGGAGCACCAACCAAGGUAUUCUACAAAUCUGACGACAAGAUGAAAAUCCAUCGUGGACUUCACAAGGAGACACUCUACGGUCCACCGAACUUCUUCUUCAAUUAUUUUGUGAUGGGAUUGGAUCCGGGCUUUGGUGGUGCCGGAGGAAUCAAUGGAGGAGUGGCUUUAAAUGUCUCGGUACUAACCAUAAAUGGGUCGAAUGGAGGUGACAAAGGGCCAUGA